AUGAGGCGGCAGGGGUGUGAAACACAGAGCUUUUUGCACUCUCCGGCAGCUGGUGCGCCACCUAACAGCCUCUCCCUCGGCUUCAGUCGCUUCGCCAAUGCCCCCCGCACCCCCCUUAGGCCUGAAGCCGCCAAUGCAAUGCUUAAUCCCCAGUGGGAGCUGCCAACACGGGCAGAUCACCCUUUAGCACCCAAGGUUGAACCGCCUGCUGCCCUACUCGAGCGUGCUGGCGUCCCCCCAGCCGUUUCUCUCCUCCCCCGGGGUUUAUCGGAGAUUGAUGGAACGCAUGCGGAGGCAGCACCAGCGCGAGAAAGGAAGACUUCGCCCGUCCCUUCUAGAGCGCCAGGGCAGCAAGCCGGCUGCCUCCUUUCUCUUAUAGGUAGACCAAAAAACAAGGUUCGACGAAGAUCAGCUGCAGCACUAUCUGCAGGAGCUGCAGCGACGCCCUUCGGCGGCACAAGCCUCGUACCGCUCAAGGUUAGGGAGAGUUUGCAGUCAGCCUUGGGGGGGUGGCAGCAGGUUCCGCUCAGCCUGCCCAUGCCCCUCUCCCUGGCGCCUAGUUCGUAUUCUUCACGCCUGAAGGCGGCAGCCAAAGCAGCCAUAGCCGCGGCAGAGGCAGGCAGCUCUACGAGGUAUCAUUUAGACAAUGCAGUGUUGCUAUUGCAGCUAGCAUUCGACCUGCAGCAAGGCUCCGUGUUGCUGCCAACCCUCCACAUUGCGGCUUCGGAGAAAAGCCCAGCCGCUUUGCAGCCCUGUGGGGCCCUCCUCUGCAGCAGCAGCCGAUGUGGCUGCAGAGCUUUCACGACUUCGGCAGCAGUUGGUGCUGCCGCUGCUCCGCAUAUGGGAGCUCCUCCGGAUAUUCAGGUGUGUGAAAGCUGCUGCUGCUGCUGCGCGUACGCCUCCUCCACGGAGGUCGUUCUCGCACGGCUGCCUGUCAUUGCUCCUGAAGAGCUCCAGCAGCUGCAUGCCGCCGCUGUGCAGCUCUACGGGGACAGGGCAGGGCCCCCCCUUUGGCAGCAGCAGCUGCAGUUCAGCAGAGAGAGCGCAAGGCAAAGCGGCCCACUGCCGCAGCUGCAGCGCUCGCAGCAUCAGGUGGCUAACUCAGCGCAAACCCUUGGAGGAGGAGAGGCGCGCGAGAAGCGCUCGGAGCAGCCAGAGCACAAGCAUAAACAGCAGCAACGCAAGGGCCCCACGGGGUCUUCUGGGCAUCAUUAUCAUCAUCAGCGACGACACUUCAUCGAGAAUCCUCGUCGGAACCCCGCAGCGCCUGCUGCCAAUUCAGCAGCUGCCGCUGCAACUUGCGGCGAGAGAGCGGGAGGCAGACACCGAAAAAAGCCCAGCAAAUCUCGCCGCACACCCCCAGCUGCAGAGACUCAAGCUCGCUGCAACAGAAUACCAGCGGCAGUUCCCGAACAAGCCGCGGCAACGCGCCAUGCGGUUUCUGCCGCCGCUUCAUCCCGCCGCAAGGCCUUUAGGGGGCUUUGUGCAGCCUUAGGAUUCAUGGCAGGGGCCCUCCUACAAGAGAAAGCCACCACCAGCGCACCAGGAGCAGCCACAGGGAGCUCCAAAGACGGGAAGCCCGAGAGCGACAGCUGCCGCAGCAGUAAAGGUGCAACUAGUGGCUGCCCACGCAACGCUGCAGCGAGCUGCAAGCCGGAUGCCUUGCGGGCAGACAGCAGCAGCAGCAGCAGCACACUGGAGCUACCGACAAUGGUCGCCAGACCCAGUCGGUCUAUUCCAGGAACAGAUCAGCGCUGUAGUAAAGAAAGCCUCAGGGGCCCCCGGGGCCCUCCCGGAGUCAGUGGCGCCGAGGGGCCCUCGUGGGCCCCUGGGGGCCUCCCCACACCAGAGGGCGCAGCGUUGUAG
Messenger RNA from Cyclospora cayetanensis, 1866 nucleotides. RefSeq lists its product as uncharacterized. Lineage: Eukaryota; Apicomplexa; Conoidasida; Eucoccidiorida; Eimeriidae. The transcript has 2 exons. Bases 1 to 1866 code for a protein of 621 amino acids. The record is from RefSeq and is a predicted model, not a curated record.